Messenger RNA from Coniophora puteana RWD-64-598 SS2, 231 nucleotides. RefSeq lists its product as uncharacterized. Gene Ontology annotation, molecular function: nucleic acid binding; zinc ion binding. The record is from RefSeq and is a predicted model, not a curated record. The annotation marks the transcript as partial. The transcript is spliced from 2 exons. NCBI's taxonomy places the organism in Eukaryota, Fungi, Basidiomycota, Agaricomycetes, Boletales, Coniophoraceae.
AUGUCCAAGUACGCACCGCAUCAUAAAUCCAACAACAACCCUCGCGCCAACGCGUCCACAGUCUGCCAAAAAUGUUUGGGUCGGGGCCAUUUCAUAUACGAGUGCAAGUCGACGCGUCCGUACAUCUCGCGGCCUUCUCGCACGGAGAUCCUCGAGAAUCCAAAGUCGCUGGCUAAACUGAAGGACGCAGGCAAGCCGUCCGUCGAAGUUCCGGAGGAAUUCAAAAACAAG